CCAUCGAACCUCGCCGAGCUGCAGAAUGCACCAUCGUCUGGGCCUAGCCUAUCCAAGUUCCGACACCCGACUAUUCGGAUGACGACAACCUUCUCUCCGAUGAUUCCUUCAUGGAAGAACUGAAAAGUGCUACGGUGGAGGAGGCAAAGCCCAUCUCGGUGGGUAAAACUCCUCUUUCUCCAUACUCGAACGGUGGGAGCGAUAACGUUGGAUCCGAUGCCUGGCGAACUUCGCGUGCGGUUUCAAACCCAAGUGCUAUUGUACCUCAGUAUGCCAAUGCACCUGCUUUUGCUACCGCCAGGUCAGUUUCGAGUCCAUUCUCACAGGCCGAGGAUCCAACAAGCCCCGUUUUGGUGGCUAAGAAGAUCAAUGUUUCUUCUGGUAUCUCUAAGCGCAUCAAAGCGUUGGAACAGUUCUCAGGCAACCGCGAGGGUGCAGCUACUCCCCCGAAUUUAUCUACCCAAAAUGCAGCCUCCUUUGGAGCUGUUCGCAAACGAGCAUCCGUAUCAUAUGGGACCGGCAACUCGGAGGCGUCGUUAUCGCGACAUUCAUCGUACGCACCGGAGCCCUUCUCUCGAACUGCGAGUCUGAGACGUCCCGACUCGAGGGCUAGCACCAAUGCCGAACAGCCCACAAACUCUGUCUCUGUCACUGCACGCAUAAUCCGCGAGCCAAGCGCUCCAGCGAACGACUUGAACGCAGGCACGGAGCCCCGCACCCUCAAUCUGCAAGCCAGCCCGUUAACCGUUGAGCAUGGCACAUCGGAUCAGCCUGCAUCACGGGAUCCGACGCCAGAUGCUACUCCGAACCAGAUUGAACCGCGUAAAAUGUCCGUCUCCUCUAUAAGCUCAGCCAAGCCACCUGCAGGUACAAUGCCUCGUUCAGAGAGUAGGUUAUCCGUGUCAUCUAGAAAUGACGGAUAUUUCCUCUCAAGGUCCCCAAGUGAGACAUCAGCAUCUUCGCCCGAAGAGAAGAAGGAAUCCCGUGCUUCCAGACUCAUUCGCCGUAUGUCUUCGAUAACUUCACCCUCACGGAGAAGCACCGUCGGUUCAAAAAGCCCGGCGCUCAAGGAGGAGGACAAUAUGCCGUCUUUGGAUAAUCGUUCCAAGACCACUGUUGAGCUUCCCGCCCCUGUCGACAUCGGCGAGCUCAAUGUCCAAUUUCCCGACACGCUGCUGUGGAAACGACGGUUUAUCCGAAUUGACAGUCAAGGCUAUCUCAUUUUGACACCUGGAAACAUGGACUCGAGCAACCGCAACAUGGUCAAGAGAUACCACUUGACUGAAUUUAAAACACCUUGCGUACCUGACGAAGAACGGGAAGAACUUGCCAAUAGUAUCUUGCUGGACUUCCUCGACGGAAGCACCCUUCAAUGCGCCUGUGAAUCGAGGCAAGGGCAGGCGUUUGUUCUCCAAACUCUUGUCGAUGCCCAUGGUACUCAUCAACAACUCGUGUCUAAAUAGUUCCUUUCACCAUCAUAGCAUUCAUUUACAUUUCUUUCGACCUAAAAUUGCAUCCCUUCAUGUAUCUAUCCCGCUCACUUCAUCGUCCAAAUGCCCCCGGGUCGUCUUGAUUUCUUUCCCUGUUAUCAUGCAUGUUUUCCAGCGGUAUACCCUAUCAAAACGAUUUUCCUUUUGUCCAUUCGACCGACUAUUUUCAUUCCUGAUACUGCAUCUGGAGCGUCAAUUACCUCUCAAUCUUCAGAUCUUUUUUUUUCUUUCUCCUUCAUCAUUUCUUUGGCCAAAUGUAUGGGCCUCGAGCCUGAUUCGCUACAUAGCCGUCAUGUUUAGAUCAUCUCCCUUACGUGUUUUCGCACCGACGGUUGAGCACAAUUAGAUAUUCUUCGUUCCUCGUUUAACGGGCCUUCCCAUUUUUGUAUGCCGUGUUUUGUUUAAUAUGCAUUGGGUAGGUAGUACUGAUUUAUCUAUAUCUAGUAUUACAUGCAGGCUUUAACUUAUGUUU
Aspergillus versicolor CBS 583.65 is the source of this 1962-nucleotide messenger RNA. Its product is annotated as putative GPI-anchored cell surface glycoprotein. The transcript is spliced from 3 exons. The record is from RefSeq and is a predicted model, not a curated record. NCBI's taxonomy places the organism in Eukaryota, Fungi, Ascomycota, Eurotiomycetes, Eurotiales, Aspergillaceae. The coding region runs from base 111 to 1463 and encodes 450 amino acids.